GUCAGGAGCGAAGCAGUCUGCAGAGGGAGAGCUUCCUGCAUAUAGUUUAGUUGUUUGGGUUGGUGGCCUGUUCUUGCCGUUCCGUCGAUUUCAAUCCCAUCAUGACAUCCACCAUAGACGAAAGCAAUAAGGAAAAGAUGCGCUCUGUGUCUGUAGAUCUAAACCAUGAUGCCUCUCUUCUCAUUGACAUUCCUGAUGCACUCUGUGAAAGGGACAAAGUCAAGUUUACUGUUCAUACAAAGACAACACUUAGCUCUUUCCAGAAGCCAGAGUUCUCCGUUCCCAGGCAGCAUGAAGACUUCAUCUGGCUACAUGACACUCUGGUUGAGACAGAAGACUAUGCCGGCCUAAUUAUUCCUCCAGUGCCCCCAAAGCCGGACUUCGAGAGCCCAAGAGAGAAGAUGCACAAACUGGGGGAAGGUGAAGCCACUAUGACUAAGGAGGAGUACACUAAAAUGAAGCAGGAGUUGGAGGCUGAGUACCUGGCUGUGUUCAAGAAAACUGUCCAAGUGCACGAAGUCUUCCUGCAGAGAUUGUCCUCUCACCCCAAUUUAAGCAAAGACAGAAACUUCCAGAUUUUCUUAGAGUAUGACCAGGAUCUCACUGUGAGAAGAAAGAAUGCAAAGGAAAUGUUUGGAGGAUUCUUUAAAAACAUGGUGAAGUCAGCUGAUGAGGUCCUUAUCUCAGGAAUUAAGGAAGUGGAUGAUUUUUUUGAGCAGGAGAAGACAUUCCUGCUCGACUACUACAGCAAGAUAAAAGAUGCCACUGCCAAAGCAGAGAAAAUGACACGCUCGCACAAAAAUAUUGCGGAUGAUUACAUUCACAUCUCUGCCACUCUGAACAGUCUCUCUGCUGAUGAUAGCACAGCAAAUAAAAAGCACCUGGAGAAAAUGGCUGACCUGUUUGAGAAGCUCAGAAAAGUAGAGGGAAGAGUAGCAUCUGACCAGGAGCUGAAACUCACAGAGCUGCUCAGAUAUUACAUGAGAGACAUCCAGGCUGCCAAGGACCUUCUGUACAGGCGAGCUCGGGCAUUAGUUGACUACGAGAACUCUAACAAGGCUUUGGAUAAGGCUCGACUGAAGAGCAAGGACAUUCCUCAGGCGGAGGAGCACCAGCAGCAGUGCCUGCAGAAAUUUGACAAGCUCUCGGAGUCUGGGAAGAAAGAACUCACCAGUUUCAAGGGCAGGCGUGUUGUGGCCUUCAGGAAGAACCUCAUAGAGAUGGCGGAGCUGGAGAUAAAACAUGCCAAGAACAACGUGACUCUACUGCAGGGAUGCAUUGACUUGCUCAAGAGCAUCUGAGAAGUAUUCAAGUAUUCCUGUCCUACCAUCACCAAGUGACCAGUCAUAGCAAAUGGGAACCUGGCGUCCCCGGGGCCUUGCAUGGACACGUUUCCAAACCCUAUCUCUGCUACCACCCAUGGGUCUGAUGCCACUUUAAAACCCUGCACGAGACCAAGUGUCUUGUAAGCAGAAUGUCUUCAUGUUUACAGAUUCCCUGUCCUCUGGUCCGUGGUCCAUCCUUUUCCAUUAUUUAUGGAAGUCUUACUCGAUGUGAAUGACUCUGGUGAAGGAGGCAGCCAACAUUAAGGUCUUCCAUUCCUUUGCAGCACCGAUAGAGGUGAAUUUUCUUUUUUUCCUAAUUUCUUGUUUUUUAAUUUUUACAUUAUGCACAUAUGCCUUUUUCAUAUUUUGCCUCCCUACAUUUCGACUCAAAGCUCUGCUCUCGUGUACACUUUUAAAUACUUUCUUUUUAAGGGUUAUUGCUUUUUUUCCUUGCAUAGCCAUAACCUGAGUUUUAUGAUUCAUAUGCUCAAUCUUUUGGGGCUUUUUUGUUUGGUAAUGGAACAGUUUGACUGAAGCAAAACUAGUGCCUGGGGGAAAAAACAUCCUCAUCAUCUGUAUUCCUGGGCUCUGAGAUAAGAGUACAACCAAACCAACCCUAAGAAAAACUCAUGACUGACAUACAAGACAAUACCAAUCAUCCAAGAUCAAAUGUUUUAAAAUAGCUGCACUUCACCUUCGGAAUGGACAGUCAGAUCAGUCCCCAAAUUAUUGUUUGUAGGAAGUGGCCUCAGAUGCCACAGUUAUGAAAGAUGCACAUUCUUUUUUUCAAAUAUUGAUGAAUCAGAAGAUUUCAGCUCGAGAUUGGUGGUUGUUUGCACAAUGCAUGCGUAAUACCCCUCCACUACAUGUAUCCUGUCCUCAGCAGCUUCUUCACCCCAACCAGCUCAGCCCAUUCAUUUUUUGGUGUGUAAUUCUUUUUGUUUUUCCUUAUUUUGCCCUAUAUUCCUCUUUGUUAUUGAUGGGGUCUCAUGUAUCAGUCCUGAUAUAUUUACCAGAUCCUCUACACAUUUUGUUUAUUUAAAGAAGAUAUAGAAAGAUGCACUAAGAAGAUAAAAAAACAAAAAACACUCUGCAAUCAUGACCAGGCUCAGUGGAGUGUUAAAAUGCAUUAUAGUUUUUUAAGAAAUUGAAUGUAUUUCUAAUGGAUUCCAACUGUGUGAAUUCCUUUACAUUAUGUUUUCUUACAGAACAUUAGCCUUUUUAUAAAUUUGUAACAAUGGCAUUGAAUAAAUCCUACUUUCCCAAGA
Anoplopoma fimbria (sablefish) is the source of this 2593-nucleotide messenger RNA. RefSeq names its product sorting nexin 5 (gene snx5). Gene Ontology annotation, biological process: pinocytosis. Gene Ontology annotation, molecular function: dynactin binding; phosphatidylinositol binding. Lineage: Eukaryota; Metazoa; Chordata; Actinopteri; Perciformes; Anoplopomatidae. The transcript has 13 exons. Gene Ontology annotation, cellular component: endosome. The record is from RefSeq and is a predicted model, not a curated record. The coding region runs from base 102 to 1301 and encodes 399 amino acids.